Perognathus longimembris pacificus (Pacific pocket mouse) is the source of this 1523-nucleotide messenger RNA. It is a transcript of the gene Ptpn7, whose product is annotated as protein tyrosine phosphatase non-receptor type 7. Gene Ontology annotation, molecular function: protein tyrosine phosphatase activity. Lineage: Eukaryota; Metazoa; Chordata; Mammalia; Rodentia; Heteromyidae. The coding region runs from base 466 to 1485 and encodes 339 amino acids. Gene Ontology annotation, biological process: protein dephosphorylation. The record is from RefSeq and is a predicted model, not a curated record. The transcript is spliced from 9 exons.
GUUCUGGGAGCUCCCCGCUUUGUCUGCCCUGUGCACACAGACCCCAUUCCUCCCUUGUCUUCUCACACCUGGACCGCAGCUUAGACUCCUGAGUUCUUGGUUCUCCCCUCUCUCUCUUCCUCCUGGACUCAUUUCACUCUUCCUGUACAACUGCACUCUUCCGUUUCUUGCCUCUGCUCUAACCCCAGACUGUCCUCUGCCCUGGGUCCCAGAAAAGAGCUCUGGCCCUUCUCAGGGUGAGAACGAGGCCACUUCCUGGGGAACAGAGGACACCCCAGUAGAAACCUAAGCUUGGGAACCUCCUUCUGGCCCAUCAUGCAGGCCAGAGGCCAGCAGCUUUCAGGAGCCUUGUCUUUCAGGGGCUGAGGGAGCUUCCGCUGGGCCUAGAACCCCACCCCAGCAUGGUCCCGGCCUGUGGGGGGCCGCUCCAGAGCACAGCCACCAACCUUGACUUUGGGGGCCGCCAUGACCCAGCCUCCACCUACCAAAGCACCAGCCAAGAAGCACGUGCGGCUACAGGAGAGGCGGGGCUCCAGCGUGGCUCUGAUGUUGGAUGUGAGGUCUCUGGGUACCGUCGAACCCAUCUGCUCAGUGAACACGCCUCGAGAGGUCACCCUGCACUUCCUGCGCACGGCCGGACACCCCCUCACCAGCUGGGCCCUGCAGCAUCAGCCUCCCGGUCCCAAACAGCUGGAGGAAGAGUUCUUGAAGAUCCCCUCCAACUUUGUGAGCCCUGAAGACCUGGACAUCCCUGGCCAUGCCUCCAAGGACCGAUACAAGACCAUCUUGCCAAAUCCCCAGAGCCGUGUCUGUCUUGGCCGGGCACAGAGCCAGGAGGAUGGAGACUACAUCAAUGCCAACUACAUCCGGGGCUACGACGGGCAGGAGAAAGCCUACAUCGCCACGCAGGGCCCGAUGCCCAACACCGUGGCGGACUUCUGGGAGAUGGUGUGGCAGGAGGAAGUGCGUCUCAUUGUCAUGCUCACUCAGCUCUGCGAGGGCAAGGAGAAAUGUGUCCACUACUGGCCCACACAAGAGGAAAACUAUGGACCCUUUCGGAUUCGCAUCCAAGACCUGAAAGAGCACCCCGAGUACACUGUGCGGCAGCUCCUCAUCCAGCACCAGGAGGAACGGCGGUCAGUGAAGCACAUCCUCUUCUCAGCCUGGCCUGACCACCAGACCCCAGAGUCGGCCGGGCCCCUGCUGCGCCUGGUAGCCGAGGUGGAGGACAACCCGGAGUCAGCUGCGGGCGCCGGGCCCGUGGUGGUCCACUGCAGCGCAGGUAUCGGCCGGACCGGCUGCUUCAUCGCCAUCCACAUUGGCUGCCAACAGCUGAAGGCCCGAGGGGAAGUGGACAUUCUGGGCAUUGUGUGCCAACUGCGCCUGGACAGGGGAGGAAUGAUCCAGACAGCCGAGCAGUACCAGUUCCUGCACCACACCUUGGCCCUGUACGCCUCCCAGCUUCCCCGGGAGCCCGGCCCCUGACCCCUGUGCCUGCGCCGGCCCAGGUGUGCCAACCGCCC